AUGGAGAAAUCACUGAAAGACUCUAGCGACCUUACAGAGUUGAGAAUACUUGAGAGCGGACCAGACAACAUCUCGUUUUCUCCCGGUUCUCCAGGAACAGAAACGCUAAGAAGCUGUAGCGGUAUGCUGCGAACUGCAACUCUAGACUUGCUGACUCAAGAUGCUGAUGUAGACUCUGUUUUUAAGUAUGGACCUGUAGGGGGACACAAGAAGAUAUUACAUCGGCUAUCGGAGUUUCUUACUGAGGAGUAUGGCAGCACUGUGGACUGCUCAGAUCUGAUGCUGACUGCUGGAGCCACACAAGGCCUACACAUGAUUCUCUCCCUUCUGUGUCAACAGUCCUGCCCUGUGUUCAUCGAAGAUCCCAGCUACUUCUAUGGUUUCCGGAUGAUCCGAGAUGAUCUUUGCAUGAACCUGGUUCCUGUUCCCAGUGAUGAGUCGGGUAUAAACACAGACAUCUUAGAGAAGCUGCUGACGACCUACAAGCCUGCAGACAAUACAGACUUCUCAGACAAGAGAUAUUGGGCUGUAGUGUACUUAAUACCAGUCUUUGGUAACCCAACCGGUUACACAUACUCUGAAGAACGUUGCGAGAAACUGAUCCAGAUGGCUAGAAGACAUGACGUCCUGAUUGUGGCGGAGGAUGUGUACAACCUUCUCUACUUUACUGACACAUCAUCUGCUCCUCCGAGACUGAUUUCCUUUGACAAGAAGACCGAUCCAGACUAUGGAAGAGGCCAUGUCAUUUCUAACGGAACUUUUUCCAAAAUAUUUGCGCCUAGUCUGCGUCUUGGAUGGAUAGAAGGUCCUGUUCAUUUGAUUUCAUAUUUAACAUUAAGUAAUCUGUCCUACAGUGGAGGCUGCUUCAACCAGUAUGCUUCAAAACUGAUGGAAUGUGUCCUGAGAUCUGGAGCCCUCCAGCAGCACGUCAGUUGGCUAAGGAAAACAUACAAGAAAAGAAUGGAUGCUUUGUUUGCUGUGUUAGAUGAAUCUUCCUCGGAAGGAUUAUCCUUUCAUCGGCCAGAGGGAGGAUUUUUCUUAUGGUUAAAGUUGAGACCAGAUGUCGACGCCUUUGAGUUUCUCCGAUUUGCUGCCAAGAAUUUCGGAGUCAGCUUCCUUCCUGGCAUAUGUUCAUCACCCACUGGAUCCUUCAGGAACUGGGCUCGCCUGUCGAUUAGCAGCAACAGCACAGAAGAUGUACAAGAAGGAGCAAGAAGACUGUGUUUAGCCUACCAGGAAUUCAUUGCAAGAACAGCAAUAAACUCCUAG
Molecule: messenger RNA, 1269 nt
Organism: Candidula unifasciata
Lineage: Eukaryota; Metazoa; Mollusca; Gastropoda; Stylommatophora; Geomitridae
Source: the annotation of a GenBank genome assembly